Ipomoea nil (Japanese morning glory) is the source of this 1077-nucleotide messenger RNA. RefSeq names its product ATP-dependent DNA helicase pif1-like. The record is from RefSeq and is a predicted model, not a curated record. NCBI's taxonomy places the organism in Eukaryota, Viridiplantae, Streptophyta, Magnoliopsida, Solanales, Convolvulaceae. Bases 1 to 1077 code for a protein of 358 amino acids. Gene Ontology annotation, biological process: DNA repair; telomere maintenance. The transcript has a single exon. Gene Ontology annotation, molecular function: DNA helicase activity.
AUGCGAGAUCUACUGCGUGUUCAAAAUCCAAGAAGUUUUGAAAUGACUUUUGGUGGGAAAACCGUCGUUUUAGGUGCAGACUUCAGACAAAUUUCACCAGUAAUUCCAAAGGGCACCAGACAAGAUAUAGUGGGUGCAAGUAUAAAUUCAUCAUAUCUGUGGAGAAGCUGUAAAGUAUUUAGGCUUACAAAGAAUCUACGGCUUAGGGCAUUGCAAUCAAAGUCUGGAGUUCAAGAGAUUGAAGAACAUGCAAAGUGGAUUGCUGAUAUAGGUGACGGAACUAUUGGUGAUUCAUUGGAUGGAGAGUGUGAGAUCAACAUUCCAGAUAAAUUCUUACUCAAGUCGGUAGAGGAUCCUAUUUGUACAAUUGUUGAUAGCAUAUUCCCGGGGUUUCGUAUUGGAAAUAGAGAUGUCAAAUACCUAAAAGACUGUGCAAUUUUGGCACCAACUUUGGACGUGGUAGAUAACAUCAAUGAAUAUAUGAAUGGAUAUAAUACUGCCGAAGGAAUGGCAUAUCUCAGUUGUGAUUCGGUAUGCAAAUCGGAUUCCAAUGUGGACAUGCUUGCUGAUCUACACACACCGGAGUUUUUAAAUGGAUUACGAUGUUCUGGAGUGCCAAAUCACUCAUUGACUUUAAAAGUUGGAUCACCCGUUAUGCUCAUGAGAAAUAUUGAUCACUCAUUGGGGUUGUGCAAUGGUACAAGGAUGAUCAUUUCAAAGUUGGCUACUCAUGUUUUAGAAGCUCAAAUAUUGACCGGAACAAGUGCUGGUACAAAGGUGUUAAUACCAAGGAUGUCCUUAACACCGUCAGAUCCAAGAUUGCCUUUUAAGUUUCAAAGAAAACAAUUUCCGCUAAUGUUGUCAUAUGCCAUGACAAUAAACAAAAGCCAGGGUCAAACAUUGUCAAACGUCGAUUUAUUUUUGAAGAGGCCGGUUUUUAAUCACGGACAACUAUAUGUAGCGGUGUUAAGGGUUAGUAAUACUAGCGGAUUAAAAAUGUUGAUUUGUGACGAAAAUAUACAAUCCAAAAAUACAACUACAAAUGUCGUAAAUAAAGAAGUUUUCAAUAAUGUGUAA